AUGCCUGCCGCCCCCUCGAGCUCCAAGAGCAAUACAGUUCGGCAUGACAUGUCUGUUAUUCUAGUCACUGGCUCCUACGACCACGAGAUCCGUUUCUGGGAGGCCUGGAGCGGAAUCUGUUCUCGCACCAUUGCUCGUACAGGAGAGUCCGGCCAAGUCAACCGCCUUACCAUCUCACACGAUAAACGAUUCCUUGCUGCUGGCGUCCACAAGAAGAUUCAUAUUUACGAUAUUGCGAGUUCAUCGUCUGACCCACUCGUGAUACUGGAUGGACAUGGCAACAAUGUCACCUCAGUUGCGUUUAAUUCCGAGGGCAAAUGGUUGGUUUCGGGGAGUGAGGAUGGUACCAUCAAACUAUGGGACCUACGGAGCUCCUCGACUCAAGCUCAGCGGUCGUACGAUAAUGCGGCACCAGUGAAUGACGUUGUCAUCCAUCCCAACCAAGGAGAAUUGAUAUCUUGUGAUCAAGCGGGAAGUAUAAAGCAAUGGGAUCUCACAGAUAAUAUUUGUUCUCAUGAACUUACACCCGCGGGUGAUAUUCCAAUAAGGUCAAUAACUCUCGCGUCGGACGGUUCGUGUCUUGUCGCCGGGAACAACAAGGGGCAAUGCUAUGUCUGGAAGGUCAACGAAGAAAGUACAGGACUUCCACGAUUCCAAGCAGUAACACGCUUUUUGGCCCAUAACAAAUACCUUACGCGUUGUUUGCUCAGUCCCGAUGCACGGUAUUUAGCGACAUGUUCGGCGGACACUACAGUGAAGAUUUGGUCUAUUAGUCCAACCUAUGACUUCAAACAAGAGAAGGUGCUCUCUGGUCACCAACGCUGGGUUUGGGACUGCGCGUUUAGCGCGGAUUCGGCGUAUCUCGUUACAGCCUCGUCCGACCACACAGCACGCCUCUGGGAAAUGGCGUCCGGGGAAACCGUCCGACAAUAUAAUGGACACCACAAAGCUGCUGUCUGUUGUGCUCUUCAUGACGGGGCGAGCUGA
Molecule: messenger RNA, 987 nt
Organism: Cyclocybe aegerita
Lineage: Eukaryota; Fungi; Basidiomycota; Agaricomycetes; Agaricales; Hemipholiotaceae
Source: the annotation of a GenBank genome assembly